CUGACUAGCUGGAAGGGAGGAGGUCGGCUUGGCUCGGCACUCCGAGUAUAUAUUUAUAUCUGUCCUCCGAGUAGAAUUCUCUUUAUUCGAAUAAUUUUUUGUUGCCCGCACGUUGACUUUUAAACUAAUUCAUUUGAACCUUCUGAAGAUGCCACCUCGGAUAAUUUUAUUAUUUAGCGGGAAAAGGAAAUCCGGCAAAGAUUAUUUGACUGAUAAUCUGCAAAAAAUUUUAACGGACCGCUGUGAAAUUAUUAAAAUAUCUCGGCCAAUAAAAAGUCACUGGGCCAAGGAGAAAAAUUUGAAUUUGAAUGAAUUGCUCUGCGAUACUCAGUACAAAGAGCUGUACCGAUUAGACAUGAUACGCUGGAGUGAAGAUAUGAGAGAUAAAGAUUAUGGCUGCUUUUGUAGGGAGGCAUGCCAAAAUGCUGCAGAUCGGCCAAUUUGGAUAGUGAGUGAUAUCAGGCGUAAAACAGACAUAAGAUGGUUUAAAGAAACUUACGGAGACAUUAUUAGAACUAUAAGGAUUGAAGCUGAUGAAACUACCAGAGUGCUGCGCGGAUACCAGUUCCAGCCGGGUGUGGAUGAUUUCCCAUCGGAGUGUGACCUCGAUGAUUAUUACUACUGGGACCUGUUGAUAAAUAAUGGGAGAGAACGUCAGCAAUUACAAGAACAGUUAGCCAGUAUAUUAGGAUUAUUGUCACAUUUAUAGCUUAAUUUAUUUUUUAACAAUCAUGUGGGUUUGAAUGUAUGUGGUUGAUUACCCAUGCAAGAGGAGAAAAGAUUAACUGUAAUGAAUGCAUGGAUUAUUAGUAUCAUUGAGUUCCUAUAACACCAAGUGUCAAAGUUAUUUUAGGGAUCUGAAUCAUAUAAGACUAAACGAAGUGGUAAAUACUGGUGAAAGUGAGAUUACAUCUGAUGGUUGUGAUACCAUAACAUAUCAUCAUGCAUUUAAUUUCUAAAGUUUAUAAAUUUGUUAUUCCGAUUUCUGUGAUUGUAUUAGAAGUUAUCUGUUACUUUUUAAAAUAAUAAUUUAUAAGUGAUUCAAAUGUGUCAAUAUUAAGUUUUCUUAUCGUGUUGUUGUGACCUUUUUAAUAAGAUACUGAUUGUUUAUUCUGCGCGGUGAUUUGAGGAUUGAUAAAUUAAUUAGAAAAAAUGAAGCUAUAUAUUAAAUUAUUUUCAAAUAU
Molecule: messenger RNA, 1184 nt
Organism: Amyelois transitella
Lineage: Eukaryota; Metazoa; Arthropoda; Insecta; Lepidoptera; Pyralidae
Gene: Mpk
Product: phosphomevalonate kinase
Exons: 3
Coding region: 149-709 (186 amino acids)
Biological process (GO): isopentenyl diphosphate biosynthetic process, mevalonate pathway; cholesterol biosynthetic process
Cellular component (GO): cytoplasm
Molecular function (GO): phosphomevalonate kinase activity
Source: RefSeq, a predicted model, not a curated record